Mycena indigotica is the source of this 1707-nucleotide messenger RNA. Its product is annotated as Family S53 protease-like protein. The transcript is spliced from 8 exons. Gene Ontology annotation, biological process: proteolysis. The record is from RefSeq and is a predicted model, not a curated record. Bases 1 to 1707 code for a protein of 568 amino acids. NCBI's taxonomy places the organism in Eukaryota, Fungi, Basidiomycota, Agaricomycetes, Agaricales, Mycenaceae. Gene Ontology annotation, molecular function: tripeptidyl-peptidase activity; serine-type endopeptidase activity.
AUGGUCCUCCGCUACUUUCUGAAUGUUCUUUCGAUCUUUGGCGCUGCCUCGGCAGCCAGCAUGGUUCUGCACGAAAGGCGUUCAACUGUCCCGGCGGAGUUCACCAACAAGGGCGCGGCUGCAGCAAACGAAGUGAUUACUCUGCGUGUGGGGCUCGCACAAAACAACAUCGCAGGCUUACAAGACAAGUUACUCUCCAUAUCCACACCGGGUAGUUCGGAAUUCCGCCAAUGGCUGUCGAUGGAGGAGGUAAAAUCUUUCGUCGAGCCUUCAACUGAAACUCUUGCUGCUUUUCACAACUUCGCCUCGGCGAAUGGUCUGAAGACGAGUGUUAUCUCCCCGAAUGGCGACUGGGUCUCUAUAGACCUCCCGGUCUCCCAAGCCAACAAGCUAUUUGCUGCGAACUUCCAAAAGUUCUCACAUGCAAGCUUAACUGAGCCCCUUAUUCGAACACUGUCUGUCUCGCUGCCCCAGGAGCUAGUUGGUCAUGUCGAGGUCUUACACCCAACUACCGAGUUCACUACCCCAAAUCCGCGCCUUGGUCCUAUCGCCAGCAUGCCACUGCCGGCUGACAAGCGCGCGACCGUACCUGCGUCUUGCAACAGCAAUGUAGCAACCGGUGUAAUAACUCCAGCAUGUUUACAAGACUUGUAUGGCAUUCCGACAACACCGGCCACAGAGAAAAGUAGCACGUUGCUUGUAACUGGCUACGUCGGCCAAUUUGCACAGUCCGCAGAUCUUUCAUCGUUCCUCAAGCUCCUCCGUCCAGACAUUCCAUCGACAACUACAUUUGCUCUCCAGACCCUGGAUCGCGGAACUAACCCGCAAGGCGCAAGCCAGGCUGGUGUCGAGGCCAAUCUUGACAUUCAAUACACCACUGGCAUUGCGACCGACGUACCGGUCAGUUUCCUUACCGUUGGAGGGAACAGUUUCUCCACUGCCCUACUGGAUACGACCACGUUCCUCGAUGGCGUCGCAAGUCCACCGUCUGUCAUGACCACCUCAUACGGUGACACAGAAGCGAACUUUGGAAACAGUCUGGCGACUCGCAUUUGCAAUGGCUAUAUGGCUCUUGGUGCCAGAGGUAUCACAGUUGCAUUCGCCUCUGGCGAUGGAGGUGUCCGAGGAAACCACGACUCGACCAGCGUAUGCAACAACAACGUUUUCAUGCCGGUAUUCCCUGCCGCCUGUCCAUUCCUCACCUCGGUCGGCAGCACUCAAGGUAGCCCCGUCGAAAAGGCCAUCAACUUUACGGGCGGAGGAUUCUCCAACGUAUUCACAUCACCCGCCUACCAAACCGCACAGGUGGCGUCUUUCCUCGCAACGGUACCAGCCAACUUCAAAGGGACCUUCAACCGCGCUGGACGAGGGUACCCAGACGUGGCGUUGCAGGGAUGGAACUUCGAGAUCGUGUCAGGCGGAGUUACUGGUCUCGUUGGCGGGACAAGCGCUUCGUCGCCAUCUUUCGCCGGUCUCGUUGCGCUGAUCAACGACAAGCUGGUCGCGGCCGGCAAACCCACACUCGGAUUCCUCAAUCCUUUCUUAUAUGCCAACGAAGGUGCAUUCACUGAUAUCACUGCGGGACAUAACUCGGGCUUCGUUUGUCCAGCAACGUCCGUUGCAUUUGACGCUGUCGCGGGCUGGGAUGCUUUGACUGGACUGGGCACACCUAUCUUCUCGAGCUUGUUAGCGGCUGCGUUGGCUUAA